Molecule: messenger RNA, 1487 nt
Organism: Solanum dulcamara
Lineage: Eukaryota; Viridiplantae; Streptophyta; Magnoliopsida; Solanales; Solanaceae
Product: probable ethanolamine kinase
Exons: 11
Coding region: 177-1274 (365 amino acids)
Biological process (GO): phosphatidylethanolamine biosynthetic process; phosphatidylcholine biosynthetic process
Cellular component (GO): cytoplasm
Molecular function (GO): choline kinase activity; ethanolamine kinase activity
Source: RefSeq, a predicted model, not a curated record
GAAAAUUUAAGGAUGAAUUUGAGUUUUAAGGCAAAGAUGGAGACUAUUUUGAGCUUUUUCUCGUGAAAAGUGGAUUAGAACAAAGAUUGCGAGAUCCAAGAAAACACAUUUGAAUUAGCUGCAACAAAUAUAAAUAUUAGCACCAAAUACAUGGGGCAGCGAAGAUCUGGAACGCCAUGGAAGCAACAGGAGGAGCUCGCCACAGCCUUAACGCCAAAAUCCCCUAUUCCCCUCUCACCGUCGAUCAUUCUCUCUCUAUUACUCAUCUAAAGCCUAAAAUCGUAGAACUGUGCAAGGACUUGUUCAACCAAUGGUCAAAUCUAGAUGAUUCUCAUUUCUCUGUAGAGACUGUGUCUGGUGGCAUCACAAAUCUAUUGCUAAAAGUAUCUGUAAGAGAAGAUGACGGAAAGCACGAAAAUAUGACAGUUAGGUUAUAUGGUCCAAAUACUGAAUAUGUCAUUAACCGUGAACGAGAAAUGCAGGCGAUUGAACACCUCUCAGCGGCUGGGUUUGGUGCCAAAUUGCUUGCAGUAUUUGGGAAUGGCAUGGUUCAGUCAUUUAUUGAUGCGCGCACUUUAACACCCUCAGACAUGAAAAACCCAAAGCUUGCUGCUGAAAUUGCAAAGCAACUCCGAAAGUUCCAUCAGGUGGAAAUUCCGGGCUCCAAAGAACCUCAAGUUUGGAAUGAUGUGCUCAAGUUCUUCAAAAAAGCGUCAACUCUCCAAUUUGAUGAUGGUGAGAAGAAGAUAAAGUAUGAGACAAUUUUGUUCCAGGAAGUUCAUAAUGAAAUCAUAGAGCUCAAGGAAUUGACUGACCGUCUUAAUGCCCCAGUGGUGUUUGCCCACAAUGACUUGCUCUCUGGAAAUCUGAUGCUUAAUGAGGAUAAAGAAAAGCUGUAUAUCAUUGAUUUUGAGUAUGGAUCCUACAAUUACAGGGGAUUUGACAUAGGGAAUCACUUCAAUGAAUAUGCUGGCUAUGAUUGUGAUUACAGCUUAUAUCCAAGUAAGGAUGAGCAGUUUCAUUUCUUCAGGCACUAUUUGGAUUCUGACCAACCAAAUGAGGUAUCUGACAAGGAUCUUGAAGCCUUAUAUGUCGAGACCAGUAGUUACAUGUUAGCUUCACACCUAUACUGGGCUCUCUGGGCUUUGAUCCAGGCGAAAAUGUCACCAAUCGACUUUGAUUACAUCAGUUAUUUCUUCCUGCGCUAUAAUGAGUACAAGAAGCAGAAGGAGAAACUCUCUUUAGCUAAGUCAUAUCUCUCAAAAGAGAAAUAGCUGCUGCUGUAGCCAAGUAGGACUGUGCAACAUAAUUUUUUUCUUUUUUUGUUAUUCUGCCAGAAGGCAUAUAAAAUUCACAAUUUGAAGUUUGAACAAACGAAAUACACUUCAUCCUCUGCAACUUCGAUGUAACAAAAAACUAGGGGAACUUUUCUCUGUAUUAAUCUUUGGUAAUUCAGCAUGAAUAAAUGUACACACUUCCUGCAUGAA